Capronia coronata CBS 617.96 is the source of this 1209-nucleotide messenger RNA. RefSeq lists its product as uncharacterized. Gene Ontology annotation, cellular component: mitochondrial inner membrane. Lineage: Eukaryota; Fungi; Ascomycota; Eurotiomycetes; Chaetothyriales; Herpotrichiellaceae. The record is from RefSeq and is a predicted model, not a curated record. Bases 1 to 1209 code for a protein of 402 amino acids. The transcript has a single exon. Gene Ontology annotation, biological process: inner mitochondrial membrane organization.
AUGCCUUUGGUCGCCGCUCAAAACUUACGCCGCCUGACCGGCUUCCCCCGAAAACGAGUGUUUCCAGCGCACCUUGUUGCUGGAAGAAGAGUAGGCGGCUACAAGUACAUCUCCGUGCAAGCAACGCCAGCUACAGACAUCACUAAAAUUGACGUGGUGGGCAAAUCAGUGUCAGCUUCGUCACCAGGUCAGUUCGAACCACUCGCAGGUGGGACAUCUGCUCACAGUUUAGAUGCCUCAUUCGAAGUACUGGGAAGCCCCUAUUCCUUACUUUCCGUCACAUUGUCUCCGUCUCAAGACCUUUACACGCGUCGGGGAACCUUAGUUAGCUUCGCCGGGGACCCAGAUGGGACAGUCUCGACCCUACGACUGCUCAACCCCAUACGUCGCGCCUUGAUUGGGAUACCGUUUCUCUACCAGAAAAUCACGUCGACGUCCUCAGUCAAUGCACUCAUAGCCACCAGGUCGCCUCUGACCACUUUCGCAGUACUGCAAUUGGACGGCAGGACGGACUGGAAACUGGCUCAGAGAAAAGCUUUGUUGGCCUGGACUGGAAAUACCUUGUCGGUCAAGCCAACUCUGAGCACCAAACUAUCAGUGGCACACUGGGGAAGCUCUGAUGUGACAGGAAGAGGUCUCCUGGCCUUGGCCGGUCAGGGUCAGGUCUAUUCAAUCGAGCUUGCUGAGGGGGAGACAUACAUUGUUCACCCUUCGAAUAUCCUGGCAUACUCAACAUCAUCGCCUUCUCCACCACCGCGGCCAUACCGUUUCAAGUCCACAAAUGUACGAUUUCAGAUUCCACUUCAACUCGGAAAUUUCUUCCCCUCAUCGAAAUUCGUGGAGACGCUGAAGACAAGUAAUACCUACAAAAUCCUGGCCAAUUCUUUGCUUCGGAUUCGGACAUGGAGUCGAAGGACUAUCUGGGGUGACAGGUUGUUCUUGCAAUUUCGAGGCCCAACCACACUAUUGAUUCAAAGUCGUGCAGCGAGAGUGAAUGAUGUCUUGACGGCACAAGAAGUCAACGAGAUCGCGGAUGCUCCUGCUGGUGUUGUCAAGGAGAUGAUAAGCGACUCACAAUUAUCCAAAAACAGUGAUGCUUCCCGGAAGAUUGCAGGAGGGUCAUCAUCAUCCGCACCCGCACAGUCGCAACCAAAAGUGUCCUUUGCAAGCGUCAAUAAGGACGGCAAAGUGACAUUCGACAGAAACUAG